AGCAGUCAGCCGGCCGGAGACAGAGACUUCACGACUCCCAGUCUCCUCCUCGCCGCGGCCGCCGCCUCCUCCUUCUCUCCUCCUCCUCUUCCUCCUCCUCCCUCGCUCCCACAGCCAUGUCUGCUUAGACCAGAGCAGCCCCACAGCCAACUAGGGCAGCUGCCGCCGCCACAACAGCAAGGACAGCCGCUGCCGCCGCCCGUGAGCGAUGACAGGAGUGUUUGACAGAAGGGUCCCCAGCAUCCGAUCCGGCGACUUCCAAGCUCCGUUCCAGACGUCCGCAGCUAUGCACCAUCCGUCUCAGGAAUCGCCAACUUUGCCCGAGUCUUCAGCUACCGAUUCUGACUACUACAGCCCUACGGGGGGAGCCCCGCACGGCUACUGCUCUCCUACCUCGGCUUCCUAUGGCAAAGCUCUCAACCCCUACCAGUAUCAGUAUCACGGCGUGAACGGCUCCGCCGGGAGCUACCCAGCCAAAGCUUAUGCCGACUAUAGCUACGCUAGCUCCUACCACCAGUACGGCGGCGCCUACAACCGCGUCCCAAGCGCCACCAACCAGCCAGAGAAAGAAGUGACCGAGCCCGAGGUGAGAAUGGUGAAUGGCAAACCAAAGAAAGUUCGUAAACCCAGGACUAUUUAUUCCAGCUUUCAGCUGGCCGCAUUACAGAGAAGGUUUCAGAAGACUCAGUACCUCGCCUUGCCGGAACGCGCCGAGCUGGCCGCCUCGCUGGGAUUGACACAAACACAGGUGAAAAUCUGGUUUCAGAACAAAAGAUCCAAGAUCAAGAAGAUCAUGAAAAACGGGGAGAUGCCCCCGGAGCACAGUCCCAGCUCCAGCGACCCAAUGGCGUGUAACUCGCCGCAGUCUCCAGCGGUGUGGGAGCCCCAGGGCUCGUCCCGCUCGCUCAGCCACCACCCUCAUGCCCACCCUCCGACCUCCAACCAGUCCCCAGCGUCCAGCUACCUGGAGAACUCUGCAUCCUGGUACACAAGUGCAGCCAGCUCAAUCAAUUCCCACCUGCCGCCGCCGGGCUCCUUACAGCACCCGCUGGCGCUGGCCUCCGGGACACUCUAUUAGAUGGGCUGCUCUCUCUUACUCUCUUUUUUGGGACUACUGUGUUUUGCUGUUCUAGAAAAUCAUAAAGAAAGGAAUUCAUAUGGGGAAGUUCGGAAAACUGAAAAAGAUUCAUGUGUAAAGCUUUUUUUUGCAUGUAAGUUAUUGCAUUUCAAAAGACCCCCCCUUUUUUUACAGAGGACUUUUUUUGCGCAACUGUGGACACUUUCAAUGGUGCCUUGAAAUCUAUGACCUCAACUUUUCAAAAGACUUUUUUCAAUGUUAUUUUAGCCAUGUAAAUAAGUGUAGAUAGAGGAAUUAAACUGUAUAUUCUGGAUAAAUAAAAUUAUUUCGACCAUGAAAA
This is a messenger RNA of Homo sapiens (human), 1418 nucleotides long. RefSeq names its product distal-less homeobox 5 (gene DLX5). Gene Ontology annotation, biological process: BMP signaling pathway; positive regulation of DNA-templated transcription; regulation of DNA-templated transcription. The coding region runs from base 209 to 1078 and encodes 289 amino acids. Gene Ontology annotation, molecular function: DNA-binding transcription factor activity, RNA polymerase II-specific; DNA-binding transcription activator activity, RNA polymerase II-specific; RNA polymerase II cis-regulatory region sequence-specific DNA binding. The transcript has 3 exons. The record is from RefSeq and is marked reviewed. Gene Ontology annotation, cellular component: nucleus; chromatin; cytoplasm. Lineage: Eukaryota; Metazoa; Chordata; Mammalia; Primates; Hominidae.